CUACACGGCGGUGGCUGCGCGCGCAUACGGCGCAGCUGCAGCUGCGGCACAACCGGUCGCAGGAUAUGCCGCAGUCGCGGGCUACGGGCGUGAAUACGCCGAUCCCUACCUCGGACAUGGCAUCGGACCUGUGGCGGGUUACGGGGCAACUGUAUACAGAGGUGGCUACAAUAGGUUCACGCCGUACUAAAUGGAUCAUUAGUAGAACCCAAGAGCCUUCCAAGUUAUACUCAGCAGAACAUGACCAGACACGAGUCGACACAAUCAUCACCGUCAUUUUUGUCAUCAUCGAGAUCACCCACGAGACGACGAGCCUGGACCCUCCCACGCAUGCUGACUCGCUGGUUUUACCUUCCAACUUUGUGACUCAAGGUCAUCGUGAAGAUGCGAAAUCCUCGACACCGAAAUCGGAACAGAACUGUUAUUAACGUGAAAAGCACCGUCGUGCUUUUCUACGUCAAAUCUUUAAAUAGUACCUUCGAAAAUAUAUAAGCGAUAAUUGAAAUAGGCGAGAAAAAUUUGUCUGUAAAAUGCAACGGCAGCGUCGAGGUCGGCGCAUCAAAGUAUCGAGUCGUGUUCGGCCAGAAAUCGCCUUUAAAGUUGCCUCUAAAGUCGCUUCCCUGCCAGCAGCUAUUCGCAGGGGGGUGCCUUCUACUUGAUUCCGUUUCCAUCUGAUCAAUCGGUCCGAGCAAAUUGUACUGAAUUCCAAACAUCAAAAUUGAUAUAAAACUAAUGGUAAUUGCUUCUUACACUUUUGAAUUUUACUCUGCACAAAAUUAUUUUCGAUAAUACCAUCACGUUUCUCUGUAUUUGUCAUAUAUUCUUCUUUAAUAUGAUAUUAAGCGUUUCAAUCUUGCGAACAAUUUUAUGUGUCACUAAAUGGAAUAUGAUAAUAGUUAUAUUUCUUUCUCUCUCUUGUUUAUAGUUUCUAUAAAACACAUUCAUGUUGUGAUAUUAUGUCCGAUACGAUGCAUGAUUCAUGCAGGUUUGCCUAUUUACUGAAAUACUUGUAAUAUAGUUGUACAUUUGUUGUAAUUAUUUCUAUUUAAGUCAACAUUGCACAUUACGGUUUGCAUUCAUAGUCUAAAUUAGCAGAUAGUGUUAAUAAUUCGAAGGGACUGCCGAAUCGCGCGCGCGAAGAAGCCCUAAACAAUUCGCACAAAUAUUAUAGGACAGUUUUACGCACAUGAUUUAUUUAGAUGAAAAUAAAAUAAGCAAAUACGCGAUUAUUGAAUCAUUACCGUAAAAUGAUAUAAUAUACUUUGCUACAGUAUAAGAUAUAAUUUCUUUGCGAGAAAUUGACGAAUGGCAGCGAGGCAUUGACGAUUUCAGUCGACACGAACCGACACAAGGUGAUCCGAAAAAGCGAGAUCUUUAGGUAGCUAGUUAAAAAAAAAAGAAAAUCGACCUAGAAAAAAAUAAAGGCAUCCAUGUGACCGGUAGGGUUUCUAUGCCAAAUAUAUGUGUAUGCGCUUUCGCGCGUGUGUGUAUGCGUAGGUUUGCGAACCAAAACUGUUCUCAGUAAACUUAAAAGAGUAGCGGAAAUGGAAGAAGACAGAGACAAGAACCGCUUAGACCUCUGAAACAGUAUGCCGGAUUUUAAUUGCAUAGAGUUUAAUCGAAUUGAUUUUUUUUAAUUACAAUAGCGCAUUUUGAUUUCCAUUUGUCUCCUACAAUUCAAUCAAUGUCUCGUUCCUGAAAUCUCAUUCUGAAAAGUUUGAACUAUCUCAUGUCUAAUUGUUUUUAUAAUUUUGUCAAAACAUGAACUGAAUGCAUCGUGUAUCAAAUAAUAAUAGAAGGAUCCGCAGAAGAAAGACUGCAAAGAUCCGUUUUAAUUUUUAUUCUUUAGAAUUGAAUUUGACACCUGUAGACUCAAUUCCACGUUAUGUUGUUAUUCGAAAAGUUUCGCACAACAAUUUUAUCGCAUCCUUUCACGUAUCAUGUAAGAAUAGAACGGCAAAUACGGUUAUAUUGUCUUAUCAAUGCCUCUUCCCUCUUUUUCGAGAAAAACCUGACAUUGAGUUUGUCACGCCCCCCCCCUAGUAUGUACUACUUAUUUAUUUAGUUAAGUGACUGAACAGACAUGACAAUUUUCUUUUUUUACUACAGUAAACGUUAAACAGAGUUCACCUCAUAAUCGCUAAGCGCAGAAUCUCAACGCCAAUGAACGAGAGCAUAGUUAUAGUACAUAAACAAAGAUAGACUUGUAGAAUACGUUUUUUGGCGUGAACCGAUCUUGCAGGGCGUAUCACGAAUGCACUAUCCGCACGAAGCUCUAUCCGCUACGCUAAAAGGAAAGAAGAUCCGUUACGCUCAGGUCACUAUUAACCGGCAAAAAUCAAUAUUGUACAAACAUCUCUAGUAUGAACGUUGCAUACUUAGCAGGUCGUUUCGGUUCCUCGAUGUCGAAGUGACGCGCGUGCGUGCUUGUAAAACGAACUCGUCUUCAUGUCACAAAGGAUGAUUAGGUCCAGCUAAAUAAAAUGUCGACCCAGUUGUAACGAAAUACAUCGAGUAAUCGAAAACGCCGAUACGGAUAGACGUUCAAUAAUGUGAAUACCACUUUUCUUUCUUUUUCCUUUCCGAACUAUUUAGU
Molecule: messenger RNA, 2596 nt
Organism: Trachymyrmex cornetzi
Lineage: Eukaryota; Metazoa; Arthropoda; Insecta; Hymenoptera; Formicidae
Exons: 3
Coding region: 66-428 (120 amino acids)
Source: RefSeq, a predicted model, not a curated record